Molecule: messenger RNA, 1380 nt
Organism: Psylliodes chrysocephalus
Lineage: Eukaryota; Metazoa; Arthropoda; Insecta; Coleoptera; Chrysomelidae
Source: the annotation of a GenBank genome assembly
CUGUAGUUCUGUGGAUCCUGCUUCGUGCUUCGCUGUGGUGCUUCGCAAAAAAUUGCCUAAAUAUUUCUAUGUACUUUUUGGUACUUUUCAUAAUCUGUGCUUUUCGUUGAAUUUAUUCCAAGAAAUUUUUAAAAAUAUAAAUAAGUGGUAUCGAAUAUAUAAUGAGUCACAUAGGUCAAUUAAACAGAAACUUUUGAAAUUGACCCACAAGAUAUUUAAUUUACACAUUUAACAGUAAUUAUAACAGAAAUAUGAGUCACCUUCUUAUAGUAUGAAUAACUUGUGAACUACUGUAUAAAUAGGAUGUUUUUCAGCUAUGGCUAAAUCCGUUUACAGCAAAGUGGAUGAAUAUGGUUUUGAACGAUCAGAAAAUUUCAAUUACGAUGUGCACGAUAAAUUUAUGUCUCAGUAUAUACGAGUAUUAACGAGAAGGUCGCAGAGAUGGAAUUCAAUAAAGGGUAACAUUUUCAGUAAACCAAAUGUGUUGAAGAGAUUCAUAAGAAAAGGGGUUCCUAGUGAUUUACGGACGUCUGUUUGGAUGCGUGUAUCUGGAGGAGAAGAGAUUAGGACUAAUAGUUCUUCUACCUACAAUAAUUUGAGAGAAAAAAUUGAUAAUCAGUAUAUUAUUGAUAUAAUUCAAAUUGAUUUACCCAGAACUUUUCCAGAAAAUAUCUUCUUUAGUGCUCAUGAAUACCUUCCAAAAAUGCUCUUCAAUGUCCUAGCAACAUUUGCACAUCAAAAUAAAGAUGUUGGUUACUGCCAGGGCCUCAAUUACAUAGCAGGGCUGUUAUUAUUGGCAACAAAAGACGAAGAAGCCUCCUUUUGGUUGCUAAAAGCACUAGUUGAAAAAAUUCUACCUCAAUACUACAUUGUUACUAUGACAGGCCUCUUGAUUGAUCUCGAUGUUUUAGAUGAAUUAGUUCAUAAGUAUGAGCCAGUCGUACAUAGGCAUAUACAAAAUGUAGGCAUGCCCUGGGCAAUGGGAACUACCAAAUGGUUCAUUUGCUUGUAUUCUGAGGUAUUGCCUGCAGAAACUGUGUUCAGAAUAUGGGAUUGUUUAUUCAAUGAAGGAUCAAAAAUUAUUUUUAGGGUUGCAAUUACUCUAAUAAGGCUGCACAAAGACAAAAUUUUACAAACUAGUGAGUUGGGAGAGUUAAUAGGCUGUUUUAGAGACAUGAGAAACCAUGAGUCAGUGAUUAACUGUCACCAGUUCAUGCAAGAGGUAUUCAGACUAUCUGGGAACUUGUCCAAUUCUACAUUGUCUAAGCUAAGAGCCAAAUAUAACCAAGAAAGAACAAAAUAAACCAAAGUUUUUCUAUAAAAGACAUUAUAAUUUGUUAAAAGCACAAAAUCUAGUCUAUAAUUAAGAUUUUCAAUUUA